AUGAUCGGAGCGAUAUAUAACAGGGCGGCAUUCACGACCGACACGAUGUCGCUUAAUUGGAUUACGCAAGGGAGAAGGUACCUGGGCAUUUUGGAGGAACAGCAGCAGCAACAGCAGCAAGUCGGCUUCCCGGCAGCGGCGUCCAUCGCCGCCACGACCAUGAUGAUGGCCAGCGACGCCCCCGCCGGCGGCACCGCCGUCUAUCGCGCCUUCUGCGGCGUCCCCAGCGACCCCGGCAACGCCGUGUCCGGCAAAAACGGCAGCGGCAAGGACGCCGACGGCGACGACGACGUCGUCGACUGGGAGACGGCCAUUUGCCGGCAACACCCGCUGCUCGCCGACCUGGACGCCAAUUCCAUUCGGAGCGUGUCGCAGGGUGCGUUGCGCGGGAUCCGCGAGUGCCAGAGCCAGUUCGCCGCAGAGCGCUGGAAUUGCCCCACGUUCCGCAACUCCACUUCCGUCUUCGGGGAGCACACCAUGAAGAGAGGUUCAGAGAAGGACGACGAAUUCAGCUGCAGUGUCAUUGAUCAUUUUGGAAGAAUGAGCAUUAACAUCUUUUAA
Molecule: messenger RNA, 561 nt
Organism: Notodromas monacha
Lineage: Eukaryota; Metazoa; Arthropoda; Ostracoda; Podocopida; Cyprididae
Source: the annotation of a GenBank genome assembly